This is a messenger RNA of Oncorhynchus gorbuscha (pink salmon), 1838 nucleotides long. RefSeq names its product regulator of G-protein signaling 9-like. Gene Ontology annotation, biological process: regulation of G protein-coupled receptor signaling pathway; G protein-coupled receptor signaling pathway; intracellular signal transduction. The record is from RefSeq and is a predicted model, not a curated record. The transcript has 17 exons. Bases 150 to 1595 code for a protein of 481 amino acids. Lineage: Eukaryota; Metazoa; Chordata; Actinopteri; Salmoniformes; Salmonidae.
UCUCACGCAAUCUCUGACGCGCGGUCAACCGAAUAGGCUACGGUCCCAGCCCAGGGUAUACCAUUAUACCUGUGUGAUCACUUUUUUUUCCAUGAACAUUUCAUACCUGGAUUUUCUUCUUUAGGUCCGCGUAUCGACUGACCGUAAACAUGACAAUUAGGACGCUGAGAGAUUAUGGUCAGCACUACCGACCACGGAUGGCAUGCCUAAAACAUGUGGAGGUGUUUGUGGUUGAGAUGCAGGAUCCUAAGAGUGGGGUAAAGGGUGCCGACCAGAAACUCAAUGUAACCAUUAUUCCACACGUCAUCAACGGGCAGGACAUUCUAGCAUGGAUUGUCACCAAAAUGAAGGUUACCACAGAAGAGGCCCAGGCGUUUGGGACCAUGCUGGUGGCCUACGGGUACAUCUACCCCCUCCAGAACCACAGGAAGUUGGUCCUGGUCCCCGACAGCACCCUCUACCGCUUCCAGACCCCUUAUUUCUGGCCUGUGCAGAAGUGGCCCGCUGAGGACAUAGACUAUGCCGUCUACCUGGCCAGGAGAAACAUCCGGAAGAAGGGGAUGCUGGAGCCCUAUGAGCAGCAGCACUACGACAAUCUCCACAAAUGGAUGAACCCCAAGUGGGAUUUCAUCGUGAUGCAGGCUACAGAGCAGUACAAGGCUAAUAAAGAGAGGAAGAAGCCAGACAGAGUGGUGUUGGACUGUCAGGAGAGAGCCUACUGGAUAGUACACAGGCCACCACGUCGGACACACAGUGCCAUGGACUAUGGUCUGGACCGCCUCAUUGACCCCAAUGCAGAGGAGGUGUUGACCUUCGACGUGGUCAGGAGAACCAACAUUUUCCUUACACAAGCCCUAAUGAGGUCAGCUGUCAAAUCGUCUGUGUCCCUCACAGCCUUUGUCAAGUUUGUGACAACCCACCACAAUCACGACCCGUUCCUGACAACCCCUGUCCCCAGCAACCCCUGGAUAACGGACAGUGAUGAGUUCUGGCAACUCAACUCAAGAAGUGUGGACAUCCCCACUAAGUUGAGUGUGGAGCGUUGGGUCUUGAGCUUCUGGGAGCUGAUCAGUGACCCACGAGGCAGAGUCGACUUCAAGCUCUUCCUCAAGAAGGAGCACAGUGCGGAGAACAUGGCGUUCUACGAGGCAGCUGAGGAGAUGAGGUGGGGAGCAGCGUCUGCCAUACCAGAGAAAUCCCAGUUCAUCUUCAACACCUUCCUGAAGCCUGGAGCUCCUCGAUGGAUCAACAUCGAUGGUCGUACCAUGGGGCUGACAGUGAAGGGUCUGGUUGUUCCUCACCGCUACGUGCUGGACGCUGCCCAGACACACAUCUUCCUGCUCAUGAAGAAGGAUACGUUCUACCGGUACCUGAAGUCUCCGGUCCAUAAAGACAUGCAGAAGAGGGCUCUGGUCCCGGCGCCCCACGUCUUCACUGAUGCCCAGUUGGAGGCCAAUGUGAGGAAUCGUAACCCAGGCAUCAGCCCCAUCCUGCAGUGGCAGCAGGAGGAGGAGGAGAAGGCAGCAGCAGCUGUUGCUGCCAGGCCCAUUGACGUCAAAGCCAUGGUGGCCACCAACAAGCUGGACAGGAAGUAGAGAGAGCCCAGGGCAUCAUGGGAAAUGGAGUUUAAUAUACAUGCGGUUGUUCAUCUAAUAUAUAUUUGGUUUCCAUGGAGAUGGUGUUACAUAGGAGUACUUUAUGUCCUAAAUAUUGGACUUAUUAGCUACUGUUUUAAUGGAGAUAUUGGUAUUUUAUAGAAUCAUUUAUGUCCUCGACCACUGAUGUCAAGCCAGUACGGAUUGGUUGAAUGAGGGAAAUAAACUACUGUCUGUCGAGUA